Molecule: messenger RNA, 1714 nt
Organism: Dendrobium catenatum
Lineage: Eukaryota; Viridiplantae; Streptophyta; Magnoliopsida; Asparagales; Orchidaceae
Exons: 1
Coding region: 127-1065 (312 amino acids)
Molecular function (GO): RNA-DNA hybrid ribonuclease activity; nucleic acid binding
Source: RefSeq, a predicted model, not a curated record
UCGAUUAGACAUAUUUUGCCUAAAAACAAUCUUUACAAACAUAUAUGGCAACCUAAUAUCCCCCCGACUUACUCUUUUCUUCUUUGGAGAGUUCUCCAUAAUUAUCUACCUAUUGACUCGAUUUUGAUGAAAAAAGGCCUCAUUAUUGUUUCUAAAUGCCAAUGUUGCUAUCAUAUAGAGAAUCUUAAUCAUGUUUUCAUCAAUGGUCCGAUUGCUACCACAGUUUGGAUUUAUUUUGAUAAUAUUUUUAAUGUGCUUUCUUCUUUUCAGUAUGAUUCGAUUAUUGCUAUAAUUACUGAUUGGAUCCUUCCUAUCAAAGGUCACAUUAGAAAUAUUAUUCCUGUUCUCAUCUGUUGGUAUUUAUGGGAGAGCCGCAAUGCCUCCAAGCAUGACAAUAUUGGUAUGAAUGCUUUGAAUAUUAUUGCUAAAGUUAAGAACAAAAUUCUUCAGCUUCAUAGUGCAAAUUUAAUUAAUGCGAGUUCUUUUCAUAAUUGUCUUAAUGCUGCUUUUGUGUUUGGGCUGAAUUUUUCUCUUCAGCCUAUUACCAAAAACGAGAUAUUGGUUUACUGGAGAUGUCCGGUUAAGGAUUACUUUAAACUUAACACUGAUGGCUCUUACAAUAAUUCUUUUGCUGGAUGUGGUGGUAUUAUCCGGGAUCAUAAGGGUAAAACUGUUAUUGCGUAUGCUGGCCCCUCCUCUGGCAGUAAUGCUCUUCAAGCGGAAUUUGCUAGUUUGCAGUAUGGGAUUCAUCUCUGUUUAUCUUUGGGGUUGAAUAAAAUCUGGGUUGAAGUUGAUGCUUUAUUAUUAAUUCAAUAUAUUAGUGGCAAUUUGAAGAAUAACCCCAACAAUUUUUACAUGAUUAGAGAUAUUAAGCAUUGUUUAUCUCGUAUCAAUUUUUCUAUCUCUCAUAUAAUGCGAGAAGGUAAUGCUGUGGCUGAUGGUUUAGCGAAAAUGGGGUGUGGCUUGGAUGGUUUUGUGCAUUUCAAUGAAAACUCCCUUCCUAGGGACAUUCUGGGGCUUAUUAAACUGGAUCGGAUGGGUUUCCCUUAUAUAAGGUUUCAUUAAUGUAUUCUGGUCCUAUUUUUUCAUGUUAUGUCCCUCUCUAAUCUAUUCUCUGGUUGCUUUCCUCUGCUUCAGGUGGGUUUUUCCUGAAGGUAUUUUCCUGAUGGAUUUUUUGACCUUGACGUUUCAUUUUGUUUUUGAAUUUCUGCUGUUUCCCUACUAUGUUUAUUUUGUGCUUCGUAUUGGUAAUCUGGAUGGAGCAUAUUGGUUCUGGGCCUCAACUUUUUCCUUUUCUGUUUAAGCUAUGUUUAGCUUGUUUUGCGGUAUCUGGUAUUCUGCUGGAUACUACUUGAGUAAGUGUAAUAUUAGGGGGAUCUAUUGCAAGCCUGAGAUCUUUUUUAUAUUCUGGAAUCUUUUUCUUAUCGUUAAGUUCUGUUACUUGCUUCUUUUUUGCUCUAGUAUCCUUGCAGGCCUGUUUUUUCAGGUUUUUGGAGCUCCGCGCUCGUUUUGUGCAGGGUACGUUUGUUGCUGGAAGGGUCGUGCUGAAUGUUAUUCUUUGUUCCCUUCUUUUUUUUUUGUCUCUAGAAUGUUACUAGAUAUUAUUGUAAUUUUUUGUAGUAGGGAUCUCAGGCUCUUAGGUUCCUUUUUAAUUUUUCCUGUAGCUCUUUGGAGCAUUAGUGAGCUAGAGAACCCUUUAAGGACUGUGUAACUU